Molecule: messenger RNA, 1071 nt
Organism: Procambarus clarkii (red swamp crayfish)
Lineage: Eukaryota; Metazoa; Arthropoda; Malacostraca; Decapoda; Cambaridae
Source: RefSeq, a predicted model, not a curated record
AUGUUGGACACGGUGGGCCACACGGUACUCCGUACGGUGGACAACACGGUGGACCACAUGGUACUCCACGCGGUGGACACGGUGGGCCACACGGUACUCCGCGCGGUGGACAACACGGUGGACCACAUGGUACUCCACGCGGUGGACACGGUGGGCCACACGGUACUCCGUGCGGUGGACAACACGGUGGACCACAUGGUACUCCACGCGGUGGACACGGUGGGCCACACGGUACUCCGUGCGGUGGACAACACGGUGGACCACAUGGUACUCCACGCGGUGCACACGGUGGGCCACACGGUACUCCGUGCGGUGGACAACACGGUGGACCACAUGGUACUCCACGCGGUGGACACGGUGGGCCACACGGUACUCCACGCGGUGGACACGGUGGGCCACACGGUGGAAAACUACCCAGUGCGGUGGACACAGACAUCCGGCGCCCAGAACCCACACUGUCCAGAACCCAGCGCCCACCCCGGCGCCCAGAGUUCCGGCGCCCAGAGUUCCGGCGCCCAGAGUUCCGGCGCCCAGAGUUCCGGCGUCCAGAGUUCCGGCGUCCAGAGUUCCGGCCCAGAGUUCCGGCGCCCAGAGUUCCGGCGGAGUUCCGGCGCCCGUGAGUGUCCAGAACCCCGGCGCCCGGUGCCCCGGUGUCCAGAACCCCGGCGCCCAGUACCCCGGCGCCCAGAGUUCCGGCGCCCAGAGUUCCGGCGCCCAGAGUUCCGGCGCCCAGAGUUCCGGCGCCCAGAGUUCCGGCGCCCAGAGUUCCGGCGCCCAGAGUUCCGGCGCCCAGAGUUCCGGCGCCCAGAGUUCCGGCGUCCAGAGUUCCGGCGUCCAGAGUUCCGGCGCCCAGAGUUCCGGCGCCCAGAGUUCCGGCGCCCAGAGUUCCGGCGCCCGGUGCCCCGGUGUCCAGAACCCCGGCGCCCGGUGCCCCGGUGUCCAGAACCCCGGCGCCCAGUACCCCGGCGCCCAGAGUUCCGGCGCCCGGAGCAGGAGACUGGUGGAGGUGGUGCUCCAGUUCUGAUCCCUUCAUCUCCUCAGCCGUCAUCUGUGUUGCCAUCUACAAACUAA